CUGAUGGGAAAAUCCACGCAACUUUCUACUGUUCUUGUGCCCUUCCUGAGUGCUUUCGUAGCACCUGUCCUCCUGAAGGAAGCACCAGUGCAGUGUGUCCUACUUAUCCUGGCUUCACAGCCCUAAAACCCAGCAGGUCUCGGUGCAGAAAUGAAAAGAAAUGCUGAGAAAUAAAGCUUUUCUCCUCUGACUUGGAUGUUUAUCAUGGGUAUCGGGAAGUCUAAAAUAGAUCCCUGCCCUCUUUCUCUCUCUCUGGGUAAAAGCCACAGUGUGGAUACAAGUGAAAGACGUCCUGAGCCAGAGUCCAGGAGACGCAGCGUCUCCCUGCGCGAUGUCGCUGCGCCCAGCGGCACCGUGGAGACAGCGGCAGGAGAGCAGCGGGGAGCUGCGCGCGGGGACGGGGGGCCUGAAGAGGAAGCGGAAGAAGACGUGUUCUUCAAGUUUGUGAUACUGCACGCAGAGGAGGACACAGACGAAGCCCUCAGAGUCCAGGAUCUGCUCCAGAAUGACUUUGGCAUCAAACCUGGAAUCAUCUUUGCUGAGAUGCCGUGUGGCAGGCAGCAUUUGCAGAAUUUAGAUGAUGCUGUCAAUGGGUCUGCGUGGACCAUCUUACUGUUGACUGAAAACUUCUUAAGAGAUACCUGGUGUAGGUUCCAGUUCUAUACGUCCCUAAUGAACUCAGUUAACAGGCAGCACAAAUACAACUCUGUUAUACCCAUGCGGCCCCUGAACAAUCCCCUACCCCGGGAAAGGACUCCCUUUGCUCUGCGAACCAUCAAUGCCCUGGAGGAAGAUAGUCGUGGCUUUCCUACACAAGUAGAAAGAAUUUUUCAGGAGUCUGUGUAUAAGAUACAGCAAACUAUAUGGAAAGAGACAAGAAAAAUGGUACAAAGGCAAUUUAUUGCCUGAGAUGGAACAGAACAAAUGGCUGGCUCUUGUCUCAUAAAACAAAUGAUUUGUCUUCACUUGAGAAAGCAGUUUCCAGGAAAAGUUUAAAUAAAACAGAUCCUAUUCUUAUAGGAACCUAGGGAGCACGAGGAAGAUAAAUUUCUGCUGGACAAUCAAAGAAUUGUGGUACUUUUUGAUGUUUCAGUAAAGUCGAGAAUGUCAGUUUCAAGAACACUAGUGUCACAGUUUUCCUAGUUCAUGAGUAUGACAAAGGAUAUUCUCAAUUCACAGUCUUUGUGUUGAACCUUGAACAAAAACUUGUAUGAUAGACAUUUUAAAUAUAUAACACUUUUCCCUGGC
This is a messenger RNA of Miniopterus natalensis, 1248 nucleotides long. RefSeq names its product TIR domain containing adaptor molecule 2 (gene TICAM2). Gene Ontology annotation, biological process: TRIF-dependent toll-like receptor signaling pathway; positive regulation of canonical NF-kappaB signal transduction; positive regulation of type I interferon production. The record is from RefSeq and is a predicted model, not a curated record. Gene Ontology annotation, cellular component: endosome. Gene Ontology annotation, molecular function: signaling adaptor activity. Lineage: Eukaryota; Metazoa; Chordata; Mammalia; Chiroptera; Miniopteridae.